CUGUAAUUUAAUUAGUUUUAUUGACGUACAUUUUAAGCUUCACUAAAACAGAUUAAAAAGCAUCUUCAUAAAUCAUACGUCACCAUACGAAGAGUUUCUAAUGAACGUAAUGAAAUUUGUGAAUGUUAUACAGCUGCGGUCAUAGAAGAGCACAAAACAUGUAUAAACCCAGCAUUUUAACCAUGUCUGUGAAGCUUUCUUCUCCUCGUUUUCAUUAUGUAUCUUAGUUACAGUGAGUUGUACUAAACAUUUACAACCGCAGAUUUGAUUUAUUUUCUGAAAGAAAACACAAAGAGCAUUUGAAGCACCAACAAGAUGAGGACUGAGAAACAUUUUCGCUUUCAGCAUGGGAGGUGAUCACGGCCACAGCAAGAUGUCCAUGCCGGACUGGCGGCAGUGGAAGGUGGAAGGAACCCCGCUGGAGUUCACGCAGCAGCGACUGGCAGCCAGGGGCCUCAAAGACCCGUGGGCACGCAACGAGGCAUGGAGGUAUUCAGGCGGAUUCGCGCGCGCGGUCACUCUGUCGGAAGUUCUGUUCCGAGGAUUUAAAUGGGGCUUCGCUGCGUUCACUGUCGCUCUGGCAAUAGAGUACACCAUGUUUCCUCCAAAGAAAGGAGGACACUGAUUCUCCUCCCUGGAGCCAGCGUUAUGUAAUUUGAUCUUAUGAUAUUCUGCAUUUUCAGUUUAAUAAAGCUUCUUUUGAUCACCUU
This is a messenger RNA of Xiphophorus maculatus (southern platyfish), 710 nucleotides long. RefSeq names its product NADH:ubiquinone oxidoreductase subunit B3 (gene ndufb3). The record is from RefSeq and is a predicted model, not a curated record. Gene Ontology annotation, cellular component: mitochondrion. The transcript is spliced from 2 exons. Lineage: Eukaryota; Metazoa; Chordata; Actinopteri; Cyprinodontiformes; Poeciliidae. Gene Ontology annotation, biological process: electron transport chain; mitochondrial respiratory chain complex I assembly. The coding region runs from base 347 to 625 and encodes 92 amino acids.